AUGGAUCCCUCCGCAGACCCUCUCGCGGGUCAAGUCGCCCAGCUCAACGCCGCUCGCACUCUGGUCCUCGGAGACGCUGCCUUCUACCCCCAGAUCGUGAACGGUAUCCUACCUAUCAUCGGAGCAAAUUCGCGACUAGAACUGCGACGAUGGGGCGCGGAAUUCCUAGCGGAGACCUUCGCCAGUCCCGUGCUGGCGUCCGCUCAGAAGGAACAGUUGGCGGCCAACGUGCUGCAGACGAUACAGGAUCUCUUGGGGUUACCGGAUGGGGAUACAGUGGUGUUGAAGCAUAGCGUGGAGACUGCGGCUAGUUUGUAUCCGUUGGUCUUUAGGCAUAUCAUAAACCGUCCGGAAGACACUGGUGCUUGGGAGCGGAUGACUGCGAUCAAGCAGGAGAUUCUACGGCAAUGGGAUUUAUACCCUUACCCGGUUAAGAUUUGCUGCAUCAAGUUUGCUCAGCGGGUUGUUCAGGUCCAGACUCACGGCACAAUCUCCGACCCCAGACGCCCUGAACAAAAUGAAACUUCCCUAGCCAUUGUUCCCAAAAACCACCCCGUUCUGGCCCUACCGCAUUUGGAAGCAGAGGCUUCCGGUCUGCUUGAUCGACUUCUCUCCGUUUUUCAGGAAGACUCAAGCGAUCCCCUCCUUGUGAACGCGACACUGAACUGCCUUGCGGUCCUAAUUCGGAGCCGUCAAUCCAUCGGCAGCAAAGUCGUCAAUGCCGUUCUCAAUUUCUAUCCCGCAAGACAAGUACAGGGCCCGUUGACCCCGGUCAUCAGAGUUGGUGUCAAGUCAAUGGAGCGGACAGCGAGAGCAUUGUUGAUCAAUAUCAUCAAGAGGAAUCCAAACCACCCUCUUACGGGUAAGAUGCAACAGCAUAUUGAACGUCUGAUGCAGUCACGCCUAGAAGUUGCCGACGAUGCGUCGCGAAAGCGCGGAUUGCCGGCAGAACCUACAGAUGGCCUGGAUAACGCCAAACGGGCCAGACUCGAUGCGCAAAUGCCCCCGCUACUCAAGAUUCCUCCUCUGCCACCGGGCCCGAUAAGCUACCAGCAGCUCUUCAAAAUUACCGAAGAUGCCGGGCUCUCGUCAUUUGAUGUUAAGCAAUUGCCUAUUGAUCUUCUGGUUAAGAUCGUGGUUCCUCUCCUUGCUCGUGCUGACCAGUCGGUCAUGACUCAGGCUAUUGAUGCUGUCCGAGUCCGAUAUCAAACCGUCAGCAAACAACAAGCAGCCGAACGACAAUCAGCAGCUGCCAACGCCCCCGCCGCGGAGGAAGAAGACGAUGACUACGAACCAGAAUACCAACCCAUGGACGUUCCAGAAACGGCAGAGCAAGCAGACGCCGUGUCGACAGAGGUGGCAGAUCUCCAACAACCCGAUUUAGUAUCCCUCGGUCCAUUCGUAUUACCACAACCCCCACCACUCAGCGAAGACGAAGCCGGCGAGAUUGGUCGCAAUGCCGUUGGACGGGUAUUUGAGAUGCUCGCAUCGACGGAAGUCGCCUCAAAGCCAGCCCAAAACAAGCCACAGCGACAGCUUGGCUUUGCACGGUUGGCAGGAAGUACUUUCGAUCGGGACGCAUGGAUCACACUCCUCACCAGACUUGCUACAAGAGCACCAGCUGGCCUCGAACUGGCAGGUAGCGGUGGCCAGAACAGAAAACCAGCAAUCUCAGACUCAAUACGCGAGACACUCUACCGAUACAUCCUCGAAGACUUCAGAUCCCGCGUAAGCAUCGGCGUCACAUGGCUGAAUGAGGAAUGGUACAACGACCGGAUUCAGAUGAAGUUCGCCGCGUCCCAGCACGGCGAAGGGGACGACGAUGAGGCGCCGACAGUGCCAUUGCACUAUGAUCACUGGGUGUUGCGAUUGCUGGAUGGGUUUCUGCCGUAUCUUGACUCGCGAGAUACUAAGAUCUUCAUCCGGUUUUUGAGUGAGAUCCCCGAGGUUACUAUUCCGAUCACUCAAAGGGUUGCGAGUUUAGCGAAGGAUCCGGAGCGCGUGAAUCUUUGUGUUCAGUCGUUGUUGUAUCUCAUCAUGUUCCGUCUACCUGCACGAGAAAUCUGUCUAAACGCACUCGAAGAUGUCUACCGUACCUACGAGGAAUCUCGCCCAUCCGCAGGAAAGAUCCUAGCCAGAUGGCGCCCGCACGUUAUCGAACAGUCGCAGCCAGACCAACAACAGCAAGCAUCUCUCGUCAGCCGGCCAGCCGCUACGACUGAGGCUUCUGCAUCUGCUACUUCGAAUCCGUCGGGUUGA
Aspergillus chevalieri is the source of this 2259-nucleotide messenger RNA. RefSeq names its product RNA-processing protein PTA1. The record is from RefSeq and is a predicted model, not a curated record. Lineage: Eukaryota; Fungi; Ascomycota; Eurotiomycetes; Eurotiales; Aspergillaceae. The transcript has 7 exons. Gene Ontology annotation, cellular component: mRNA cleavage and polyadenylation specificity factor complex. The coding region runs from base 1 to 2259 and encodes 752 amino acids.